GUAUAUAUUUUUGACUUUUCCGCGGUCACACUGCAUUUCUAGCUCUUUUCGUGUUGCUGAUUUCAAUCCGCUUAACUCGUGGCGAAAUUUGCAUUUCUCAUUUUGCUAACAAUUCGCAUUGCAAAACAAAAUGCCGGGCGUUGAAACGAUUAAAUCCUCUUGGGCGGAUGAGGUGGAGCUCGAUUACGGCGGCCUGCCUCCGACCACAGAAACGGUAGAGAAUGGCCACAAGUACGUCACCGAGUACAAGUACAACAAGGACGACAAGAAGACCAAGGUGGUGCGCACAUACAAGAUCUCCAAGCAGGUGGUGCCCAAAACAGUGGCUAAGCGUCGCACCUGGACAAAGUUCGGGGAGUCGAAAAACGACAAGCCGGGCCCCAACUCCCAGACGACCAUGGUGUCCGAGGAGAUCAUCAUGCAGUUCCUUAACUCCAAGGAGGACGAAAAGGCCAACGAUCCGCUGCUGGAUCCCACCAAGAACAUCGCCAAGUGCCGUAUUUGCAACGGUGAGCAUUGGUCUGUCAAUUGUCCGUACAAGGGUACUGCGAUGGACACCAAUCUGAUGGAAAAGAAGGCCUCGGCCGCCGCAGCAGCUGCCGUGGAUGCCCCUAAGUCCGGAAAGUAUGUGCCACCGUUCCUGAAGGACAGCCAAAAGGGUGGAUUGGGAAUGCGAGGACGCGAUGAUACGGCUGCCAUCAGGAUUUCCAAUCUGUCGGAGUCGAUGACCGAGGCCGAUCUCGAGGAACUGGUGAAGAAGAUCGGACCUCAGAGCAAGAUGUAUUUGGCCCGCGACAAGAACACCGGACUCUGCAAGGGAUUCGCCUACGUGCAUUUCAAGCAGCGAAAGGAUGCGGCUGCUGCAAUCGAAAUCCUCAACGGUCACGGCUACGACCAUCUUAUCCUAAGUGUGGAAUGGUCCAAGCCGCAGAACAAUUAGUUAGUCACGUCCCCAAUACCCGCGUUUAUUGCUUAUACAAGUUCGUAAGGAUCAAUCACACAAUUAUGUCCCUAUGCUAUAUAAGUUUGCUACAAAUAAAUCUUAAAAACUGCCUCCAGGGGCACCGAAAA
Messenger RNA from Drosophila eugracilis, 1071 nucleotides. It is a transcript of the gene eIF3g1, whose product is annotated as eukaryotic translation initiation factor 3 subunit G-1. The transcript has 2 exons. Lineage: Eukaryota; Metazoa; Arthropoda; Insecta; Diptera; Drosophilidae. The coding region runs from base 131 to 940 and encodes 269 amino acids. The record is from RefSeq and is a predicted model, not a curated record. Gene Ontology annotation, molecular function: translation initiation factor activity; RNA binding. Gene Ontology annotation, cellular component: eukaryotic translation initiation factor 3 complex; cytoplasm.